Lates calcarifer (barramundi perch) is the source of this 2041-nucleotide messenger RNA. It is a transcript of the gene jpt2, whose product is annotated as Jupiter microtubule associated homolog 2. Gene Ontology annotation, cellular component: nucleus. The record is from RefSeq and is a predicted model, not a curated record. Bases 125 to 790 code for a protein of 221 amino acids. The transcript is spliced from 5 exons. Lineage: Eukaryota; Metazoa; Chordata; Actinopteri; Centropomidae.
GGACUGAAAUUCUUCACUACGGAGUCCGGUCGGGCACGCGCAGGCAGCAGGAACUCGCUGGUCGUCCAGUUGGCAAACUGACGAAGUUGUCUUCCGAAACUUGAAGGCUCAAAACAAAACCACUAUGACUUCGACGAACAUGUUUCAAGGGUUGGAUAGUGGCUCAAAACCAAGUUCAAGGGUUUUGCAGCCUCCUGGAGGUGGCUCCAGUAACUUGUUUGGUGGCUAUGAAGACGAUGCUGCAGCAUCAAGAAGACCAAAUAAGAUGGCCUCUAAAGUUUUUGCACCACCAGAGGAGGCCCAGAAUGUCCCCAGACGCACCAAUCCUCCAGGUGGGAAGAGUAGCGGAAUAUUUGGGGAACCUGAAGCUCCUGCUCAACCACAAAGACCCAUACCACCAGGUGGACCAACCAGCAACAUAUUUGGGGCUCCGGAAAGUGCACCUGUGCAAAGCCCAAGCAGAAGCCACCCAAAUAAGCCAAAGGACAAUCUAAGUGUGGGGCCUGGAUCUGAAGCACCAGCGCCCGAAGCCAAGGUCAGCCAACCUGAGGUGAAGGAAGAAACUGCUCCCCCAGCUCCUGUGCCAGCCAAGGAAGAGCCUGCUGCUGCUGCUCCUCCUGCUCCUCCUGCUGUGUCUGCUCCUCCAGAGCCUGAACCCGCCUCUUCCUCCUCCUCACCUCCCGAUGACACUUCACUGAAGAACCACGAGCCUCACCUGGGACCCAGGCCUCGCUCCCACAACAGGGUCCUCAACCCACCUGGAGGCAAAUCUAGUGUGGUAUUCUACUGAUCAGCUAAACACAUCACUCCUUCCUGUUUGUGUCCAUACACUCUUUUGUCUGCGCCCCUGUUAAAUCUUCUCUCAUUCCAACACGCCUUUCCCCACGGUUAUUUCACAUGUACAACUAAACACAGACCAGGAAUUUUGUUCUCCACACCAGAUUCCUGGUCAGAUAUGUUGUCCUCAACUUCUUGCACUUUCAGUCCAGUUUCUGGCUCCUUGCUCUUCGUCCAAGCCUUCAUAUUCUUCUUAACUUAAACCUGCAGUUAUACAAUCACCCACCAGCCAAUCAACAGGCUAGCUAUUACUUAGUCAUUUUACCUGUGACUGUUCAAUCUCAAUAUUGCUGAUACAUUUUCACCAUUUCUGUGUUUGAACAUGUGUAAAUGUAGAGUGGUUUAAGGCACAGUUAUUUUUCAUUUUGGAAAAAAAAUUGCAUCUCAAGAACGGUUUAGACAUCGGAAGCAGCUGUAAAUGACUGUGGAUUCAGAUGAUCUGAUGUGGCUAAAAUCCUUGCGCACGUUCAGAGCAGACAUUUGCUCAGAUUUGUUUUAAGCCUUAAUGUUUUCAGACAGGAGGGGGUGACCUGAUCUUUUCACCACUUUUACUAUAUGAAAUGUUUCAGGGAGUUCAGUCUAGUGGUGCCACCUUUUAUGUGCUGCCAGAUCCUUACUGGAUGAAGACAUAAAACCUUAUGUCAGGCGGUUAUUCCAAAUAAUGCAUGUGUUAAACUUAAACCAAUGACUUUAUAAUCAGAAGCCUUAUAUCACCCUAAGCGUUCUUUCUCACCUUGUUCCUAAUUCCAACAUGUCUAGAUCAAUGAUCUGUUGUCAGAGCACAAACUCUCUUGCCAAAAAUUAACUUAGAAACAAAGACGAAUGCAAUUGUUUACUCCCAAAAGCUUCUGCUUCCUUAAUGAAAUUCCAUUUUGAUUUUAUGCGAAUGUAUUGUGCAGGUACUUUCUUGCUUUGUCCUCAUUGCUUGCUUUAUCUCAGAACAUGCCUUUUUGUUUUUCUGCUUGGGGUAGGCCUCUGUUUAUGUUUUAAAUUAAAACGGCUGAAGACAAGUGAACUCUGGACAAGCGCGUGGCCUACCUGAGUCCAGGUGGGCUCAUUGAUAAUCACCUUUUCACUCACUUCAUGACGCACAUUCAUGGUUUUCUGGUGCCAGCCUGUCCUCAGUGUGUUGAUGUGCCUGGCAGGCAAUGGGCACAGCAGAAGAAAGAAAUCCUGUGUAUUGCAAUAAAACUGUUGUUUUGCA